Molecule: messenger RNA, 981 nt
Organism: Sclerotinia sclerotiorum 1980 UF-70
Lineage: Eukaryota; Fungi; Ascomycota; Leotiomycetes; Helotiales; Sclerotiniaceae
Exons: 1
Coding region: 1-981 (326 amino acids)
Molecular function (GO): hydrolase activity
Source: RefSeq, a predicted model, not a curated record
AUGGACACCCCACAAACCAAAAUUCCUACGCGCAUCAUGAUCAUCUCAGACACCCACACCUUCCAAUUCGGCAACCCCAACAUCCCCUUCUCACUCUCCAACAUCCCAUCAGAUAUAGAUAUUCUCCUUCAUUGCGGAGAUCUCACCAGAAUAGGCGAUCUCUCCGAGUACCGCUGCGCUCUCCAAAUGCUCGAAGCUAUCCCUGCGAAAUUAAAACUCGUUAUUGCGGGGAAUCAUGAUCGUACUUUGGAUAAAGCGUGGGUAUUACGGCAUCUGCGGAGGAGAUAUACGGAAGAGGAAAAAGAGGAGGCUUUGAGAGUUUGUGAGGAGGGUAAUGAGAUUAUGCGUGGGGAAUUGGCGGGGAAGGCAGGAGUUACUUAUUUAGAGGAGGGUGUGCAUGAGUUUGUUUUGGGGAAUGGAGCGGGGUUGAGGAUUUAUGCGUCUCCUUUUACGCCGGAGUUUUGUGGGUUUGGGUGGGCGUAUGAGAGGGAGGAGGAUAGGUUUAAUGGGGUGAGUGAACGGGAGGUGGGUAUGAAGGGUGUGCGUGGUGCGGUGCGGAUUCCGGGGUUUGAGGAGGAUCGUGAUAAAGAUGGAAAUGGGGAUGGGGGAAAUGUAGAUAUAGUAAUGACUCAUGGACCUCCGAUGAAUAUAUUGGAUAAAGUUGAUGGAUACGCGGGACACGUCGGGUGUGUUAAUUUAUUUAGAGCGCUCAGUAGAGCUAAACCAAAAUUAUUCUGUUGUGGACAUAUUCACGAGGGUCAUGGGGCGGAAGUAGUUUCGUGGGAAGAGAAAGAUAUUGCGCGGAGAAGAAAUGUUCAGUGUUGCUGGCCGGGGUUGAAUAGGGAAGUUGUUGUGGAGGGGAAGGAGACACUGAUGGUUAAUGCGAGUAUUAUGGAUGUGGGGUAUAGGCCGGUUAAUAAACCGUGGUUUGUUGAGAUUGGUUUGCUGAGGGCAGAGGGAGGGGGGGGAGUCCAGGGGUGA